AUGUCUGAUAAUAACAUAGUAGGUAUAGAGUACAACAGGGUCACAAACACAUCAUCCACUGAUUUUCCCGGUCACCAAUCUUCAGGAGACUUUUCUUGGGAUAUCGAAAAGUUUAAAAAAUCAUUUGAUAUCAAGAUCACCAAUGUUAGUGAGCGUGUUGCAAACUUUGAUUUAAUCCAUAUAGACACAUCAAUAGCCAAUGCAUUCCGUCGUAUAAUGAUUGCUGAAGUGCCAUCAGUAGCUGUUGAAACAGUUUAUUCAUUUAUGAAUACAUCAGUUAUACAGGAUGAGGUUUUGGCCCAUAGAAUCGGUUUAGUGCCAUUGAAAGUUGAUCCUGAUUCCUUGACAUGGGUGGAUAAAUCUGUUGAUGAAAACGAUCGUUAUACUGAAGAUAACACCAUUGUAUUGUCUUUGGAUGUUACAUGCACCAAGAACCCACAUGCACCAAAAAACUCCACCAACCCUAAUGAAUUGUAUCGAAAUAGCAAUGUUUAUGCCAAAGACUUGAAAUUUGAACCGCAAGGAAGUCAAUUGGAAAAGUAUAAAGACAAUCCAGUAGUGCCCACUGAUCCAAAUAUCCUCUUGGCUAAACUAAGACCAGGACAAGAGAUUUCAUUAAGAGCUCAUUGUAUAUUAGGUGUUGGUGCUGACCAUGCAAAAUUUUCCCCCGUAGCAACAGCAUCGUAUAGGUUGUUACCAGUGAUAGAUAUUAAAGAGCCAAUAACUGGUGAAUUGGCCAAAAAGUUUCAAAAAUGUUUCCCACCCGGUGUGAUUGAAAUCGAUUCAAAGGGAGAAGCAUACGUUGCUGAUGCAAGAAAAGAUACUGUGUCAAGAGAAGUAUUGAGGCAUCCUGAAUUCAAUGGCAAGGUAAAGUUGGGCAGACAAAGAGAUUACUUUAUUUUCCAAGUUGAAUCGACAGGAGCAAUGCCACCAGAAGAGAUUUUUUUCAAGUCGGUUAGAGUGUUGAAGAAUAAGGCUGAGUAUUUGAGAAAAUGUCCAAUCGGUCAAUAG
Lodderomyces parapsilosis is the source of this 1011-nucleotide messenger RNA. It is a transcript of the gene RPC40, whose product is annotated as DNA-directed RNA polymerase core subunit. NCBI's taxonomy places the organism in Eukaryota, Fungi, Ascomycota, Pichiomycetes, Serinales, Debaryomycetaceae. Gene Ontology annotation, biological process: DNA-templated transcription. Gene Ontology annotation, molecular function: DNA binding; protein dimerization activity. Gene Ontology annotation, cellular component: RNA polymerase I complex; RNA polymerase III complex. The record is from RefSeq and is a predicted model, not a curated record. The transcript has a single exon. The coding region runs from base 1 to 1011 and encodes 336 amino acids.